This is a messenger RNA of Symbiodinium sp. CCMP2456, 204 nucleotides long. Lineage: Eukaryota; Dinophyceae; Suessiales; Symbiodiniaceae. The record is from the annotation of a GenBank genome assembly.
AUGGGGCCUCAAGCAGAUGAAGCGGAUGCAGGCGCCACUCAGAAGGACUUGAUCGAGAAACGGGGGCGAUCGCACUUCUUGUCAUCUGCUGUGGCCUACAGCGCUGUCUUCUUCCAUGGCUCCAUUAGCCUUCAGUGGGAGGCUUCAACACUGACCAUCCGUCCGGCAAAUGGUGUCCACGGCGAGAAAGACGACGAGUUCGAC